Molecule: messenger RNA, 891 nt
Organism: Panicum virgatum (switchgrass)
Lineage: Eukaryota; Viridiplantae; Streptophyta; Magnoliopsida; Poales; Poaceae
Product: senescence associated gene 20-like
Exons: 1
Coding region: 392-754 (120 amino acids)
Source: RefSeq, a predicted model, not a curated record
CACACCUCACCGGCCUGACAAGAGUCAAGACAAGCCAAGCCAGCGAGCAACUAGUCUAACUACAUACCCCCAUGGCCAAUGGUCCUCUAUAUAAGGACCUGCCGACCUCUGCUCUAGCACACUCCGUUACCAAGCCUUCUUCUUCUCCUCCCCGGACCCGGAGCCUUCUCCUCACUCCUCCGAGCUGGCUAGCGACAAGCGCGACGUCCUCGGCGGCGAUGCCGGCCUGUGCCUUGAUAACGGCGAGGUGGCGGCCGUGAGCAGCAAGACGGUAGUGGAGGAGCUGUACCGUGCCCUGGAGCGCGGCGACGUGGACGCCGUGCCCCGGCUGCUGAACCCGGACGUGGACUGGUGGUUCCACGGCCCGCGGGCGCACCAGCACCUGGUGCUCAUGCGCCUGCUCACCGGCGGCGGCGGCGGCCUCCCGUUCACGAUCCGGUCCCUUGACGCGUUCGGGGCGACCGUGCUGGCCGAGGGCACCGACGCGACGGGGGCGCUGUACUGGGUGCACGCGUGGACCGUGGGGCCAGGUGGCCGCGUCACCGAGGUGCGCGAGUACUGCAACACCACGCUCGUCGUGACGAGGCUCGGCGGCGGCGGCGGUGCCGGUGCCGGUGCCGGGGCCGACGUCGCCGCUGCUGCGGCGGAGAAGGCGAAGGCGCCGUGCUCGCAGUCGCAGUCGGAGCAGGUGUGGCAGAGCCGGCUGCCCGACCAGGCUCGUCGGAACCUCCCUGGCCUCGUGCUUGCCAUCUGAUCUCAUCAGAUGCGAAUCAUCCAUCGUGCCUUGUGGCCAUCAGCUCUGCAUGUUUCCAAUGUGGUUACAGGGACAUAAACGAAUCAAAUGCCUAUAAAAAAGCAAAAGAAAUCAUGUGAUAUUUGUGUGAUGCGAUU